This is a messenger RNA of Selaginella moellendorffii, 1724 nucleotides long. RefSeq names its product protein BZR1 homolog 1. The transcript has 2 exons. Gene Ontology annotation, molecular function: DNA-binding transcription factor activity. Gene Ontology annotation, biological process: brassinosteroid mediated signaling pathway; DNA-templated transcription. The record is from RefSeq and is a predicted model, not a curated record. The coding region runs from base 370 to 1449 and encodes 359 amino acids. Lineage: Eukaryota; Viridiplantae; Streptophyta; Lycopodiopsida; Selaginellales; Selaginellaceae.
ACACGUGGUGGUGGGGGAGUGGGCCGUUCCUCACGUGCUGCUGACGUGUGUAAUCGAUUACACGUCAUGUCAGGGGAGCGUGCGAGCCAUACGUGUGUGUGCCCCGCCCAUGUCAUAAAGCACGGGGUGUGCCACGAGGGCGGGGAUUAAUGUCCACGUGGCGGCUGUCGUGUAGUUGGGUGUGUGUCUCCGAGCACUCCGAAAGGCGCCUGAGAAGAAAUGGGAAAGAAUCUUUCGUGUAGAAUGCUCGCCCAGAUCAUGCUAGGAAUGCCGAGGGCGAUGGCGAUGGUGCUGGAAAUGGAUUGAGCGAUCGAUCGAUCAGAGAGAGAGAGAGAGAGAGAGGAGAGGGCGAGAAGGAGGAUUUGGGCGAUGACCUCGGGGUCGAGAACACCCACAUUCCGGGAGCGCGAGAACAACAAGCGGCGGGAGCGGCGGCGGCGCGCCAUAGCUGCCAAGAUCUUCAAUGGGCUGCGGCAGCUGGGGAAUUACAACCUCCCCAAGCACUGCGACAACAAUGAGGUGCUCAAGGCGCUGUGCCGCGAGGCGGGAUGGGUUGUGGAGGACGAUGGCACCACGUAUCGAAAGGGAUCCAGGCCGAUGGAGAGACUGGACGCGUGCGCCUCCGCCCCCGCCAGCCCCACCUCCUCCUCGUACCGCGCGCUCACCGAGAGAUCGUCGCUCAUCGGCUGGCUAAACGGGCUCUCCACGAAUGGGGGACCGAGCAAUCCCGGCGGCGCCGCUACCGCGGGGCUCCCGCCGCUACACUGGCACCACAGCGCCCCCGUGACGCCGCCGCUGGACUCGCCCCGCGCGGCCGCCGCGGGCACCGCCGCGUCACUCAAGCCCGACUGGGACAACGCGUGCGUCACGCCGACGUUUAUGACGUCGUCGGUGCCGCGCGGUACUGGCGGCGGCGGUGGCGGCGGCGAUGGUGGCUGCGACACACCGGUGUCGGACGUGGGCGACUCGGACUACUCGGCGCUCGAGUUCUGGAGCCGGUAUCGCGAGAGCACUGGGAGAUGGGUGAAUGGGAUGCGAGUCGGGGGCAGCGCUGGAUCUUCGAAUUGGUUCUCGGGCUCCGCCACUCCGGACUACUCGGGAUCGGUCACUCCAAACUAUGGCUACGCCAAUUUCGCCGCCAAUCAGCACCAGCUUCCUCCAUUUCCACCGCGCCAGCAGCCGCAACACCAGCAGCAGCACCAGAUCAAUCUCAAUCACAACCAGUGCGAUUCUUCCCCGAUCCAUCACCGGCAAGGAGGGACGCAAUCUUCCCCUUGCUCGAGUAUGUGUGGAGUCGUGUUUAACAACAGUAGCAACAAUGGCGAGGUCGUCUCGCCGCCACCGCCGCCGCCUGGAGGAUCUGUUCUUGCCCACAAUCUGGGAGACGCCGCCGUCAGGAUCGUGGACAGGCUCGAGCUCACACUCGCCACUCCGGCCUCUUCUCCCUGAAGAACACGACGGAAGAUCAAUCGCAUCUAUCUCCAUCAUCUUAUCUACAACUAGAGGAUUCGCCCAGAUCGAUAGUGACUCUCAUGUAACAAUUCUUUCUUUUGGUGUUUGGUCUCUUUUCUUUCUCUACUUCCUCUUCGUGAUUGGAUUCUUCGCGAAAGGUCAUUGAAUUGCGCGAUCGUGGCAGUCAACAAGCCAACCCACAAACAAAGUGGAGCUCCAAAGUUGUGGACACUACUAAAAGGCCUUUAAAUAAGUUAGAUGGAUAGACCAGA